Pseudomassariella vexata is the source of this 4728-nucleotide messenger RNA. RefSeq lists its product as uncharacterized. Gene Ontology annotation, cellular component: alpha DNA polymerase:primase complex. The coding region runs from base 154 to 4545 and encodes 1463 amino acids. The record is from RefSeq and is a predicted model, not a curated record. Gene Ontology annotation, biological process: lagging strand elongation; mitotic DNA replication initiation; leading strand elongation. Gene Ontology annotation, molecular function: purine nucleotide binding; DNA-directed DNA polymerase activity; DNA replication origin binding. The transcript has 5 exons. NCBI's taxonomy places the organism in Eukaryota, Fungi, Ascomycota, Sordariomycetes, Amphisphaeriales, Pseudomassariaceae.
GCUUCCCUCUCAUAGUCAAGAGGUAUCCCACUAUACACACAUUCACACCAAUUGAACGAAUUACUUUACAAAAACUUUCUGUUCUUGGUUCAACCUGAUCAUGCCUCGCAGUUUGUGAGCAUUGCAUCCACGCCGCAUACUCCUUCAGCCAUCAUGUCUAAGGUUGCCAACAAACGCAAUAAGUUCGCCGAGCUUCGAGCUCUCCGGGCUUCUGGCAAGAAGGCAUUCGACUCGUACGAAGUCCAGCAAGAAACGGAUCUGUACGAAGAAGUCGACGAGAACCAGUACAAGAAGAUCGUCCGCGACCGUCUAAACGAAGAUGAUUUCGUAGUCGACGACAACGGCGAGGGAUAUGCCGACGACGGUCGCGAGGACUGGGAUCGAGUCCAGCAAUACGAGUCUGACAGUGAGGAUGACCAUGUGGUCAAAGGAAAGCCCAAGUCAGACAAGCGGAAACACGACGAGGAAAAGGCCAAGAAGGACGCGAACGACCGAGACAUUAGCCAGUAUUUCAUGAAAGGCCGCACUGCUCCCCAGCCCAAGCCAAAGGUUGUCAAAACCGAGGCCGACGACAAGUUUUUAGCCGACCUGUUGGGUGAAGUCGACUCAAACAUCCCCGUGCCCGUGUCCCGAGUUGCCAAGAGACAUCGGUCCCCUGAACGACGGAGAGCUCGCGUACUUUCUCCCGGCCCAGCUGCCAGACAACCAGCUCCCAAGAAGACCAAAGUUACAGAUGACCGUCUGCCGUCUCCCUCCGACACCUUCGACGACGAUGGAUUCGUUCCGCCAAUGGACAUGGAUGAUGAUUUGCCACCACCUGCUGCUGAUGUCCUGAUGAGCGAUGCAGAGCCCGCACCCUCCUCCCCUACCACCAAGGUUGUCCAACGCAAGACUCAGGUUAAGGCCGAGCCUGCAGACGACGAUGAUGAUGACAUGAUGGAAGUUGCCCACACUGGUACUAUCAACACCACAAGCGUCAACCUGUCGGCGUCACGGCCAAUCAAGAAGCUUCUAAAGCCAGAUCCAUAUCCUUCUCCGGUCAGCUCGUCUCCUUCAAAGGCACCCGAAUGCUCGAUCGACGCCACGUCCUGGAACGAUCUUACCAGCAAGCUCAAUGUUGUUGGUAGCUCCCCUCCCGAGACGCGGACUAUUGGCAAGCUCGACUACCAAGAUGCCAUUGAGGAAGACGGCAGCCUCAACUUCUUCUGGACCGACUACACUGAGGUCAAUGGCAGCCUUUGCUUGUUUGGCAAGGUGCUUAACAAGAAGAACGGCUCUUACGUGAGCUGUUUUGUCAAGGUCGACAAUGUUUUGAGAAAGUUGUACUUCUUGCCGCGUCAAUACCGGCAACAGGAUGGCCAAGACACCAGUGAAGAAAUCGAGAUGAUGGAUGUUUUUACUGAAGUCGACGAGAUUAUGACCAAGAUGAAAGUCGGCAUGCACAAGAUCAAGGCCUGUACAAGGAAGUACGCCUUUGAACUGCCGGAUAUACCCAAGGAAGGACAGUAUUUAAAACUACUUUACCCUUACACCAAGCCGCAGAUUGCCCAAGAAAUGGUUGGAGAGACCUUCUCGCAUAUCUUCGGCACGAACACUUCACUUUUCGAGCAGUUUGUGUUGUGGAAAAAUAUCAAAGGGCCAUGCUGGCUGAAGAUUGAGGACGCCGACUUUGGUACCCUCAAGAAUGCAUCGCAUGCCAAGCUCGAGGUUUCAGUUGAACAUCCCAACAUGGUGUCUGCUUUGAGCGACUCGGACAAUUUGGACGCACCCCCCCUCACUCUCAUGAGCAUGGCUAUGAGAACCACGUUCAACGCCAAAGUGAACAAACAGGAGAUAUUUUCGAUCAGUGCUCGCAUUUACGAAAACGUCCUUCUCAGUGACACCACUCCAGCAGAGAAGCUGCCUUGCCGAACGUUCACCCUGAUUCGGCCGAGUGGAUCGGCUUUCCCCCUGGGUUUUGAAAAGUUAGCCAAGGACCGCAAAAAGGGCCUGAUCAAGCUGAUGAAACAGGAGUCCGAGAUUCUCUCGUUCUUCCUGGCCCAGGUCGACGUUGUUGACCCCGAUGUCAUCCUGGGACAUCAGCUUGAAGGAGUAGACUACAGUAUUCUUCUGAAUCGUUUACACGAGAAGAAGACCCCCCAGUGGUCUCGUCUGGGCCGACUCCGCAGAUCACAAUGGCCGUCGUCUAUAGGCAAGGUCGGUGGUAAUGUGUUCGCCGAGCGCCAGGUCAUUGCUGGUCGUCUGCUCUGUGACCUUGCCAACGAGGCUGGCAAAUCCGUCAUGUACAAGUGUCAGUCUUGGAGUUUGACCGAGAUGUGCAGCCUUUACUUGGGCGGCGAAAAGAGGAGAGAUGUCGACAACGAGGCAGCCUUGAAGACGUGGGCAACGGAUAAAAACGGUCUCAUGGAUUACAUCACGCACAUGGAAGCCGACACUCAUUAUAUCGCUGCCCUCGCCUUGCGAACUCAGAUGUUGCCACUGACUAAAGUCUUGACGAACUUGGCUGGCAACUCGUGGGCUCGAACUCUCACUGGCACACGUGCUGAGCGGAACGAGUACAUUUUGCUUCACGAGUUCCACCGGAACAAGUACAUUUGUCCAGACAAGCAGAGCUUCAAGGGUCGGGUUAAGCUUGAAGACGAAAACGGCGAAGAGGCUAGCGACACCAAGAAGGACAAAUACAAGGGAGGUCUCGUUUUCGAGCCAGAGAGGGGUCUUUACGACAAGUACGUACUUGUUAUGGACUUCAACUCCCUGUAUCCUUCCAUCAUUCAGGAGUACAAUAUCUGCUUCACGACAGUGGAGAGAAGUGGGAUGUCUGAGGACGAAGGAGCUGUUCCGGAAGUGCCUACGGCUCAGACUCAAGGUGUUCUGCCCAGGCUUAUCGCCACGCUGGUCAGCCGCAGAAGAGAGGUCAAGCAGCUCAUGAAGGACAAGAACGCAACACCCGAGCAGCUUGCCACUUAUGACAUCAGGCAGCUUGCGUAUAAGCUCACAGCCAAUUCUAUGUACGGAUGUCUCGGCUACACCAAGUCGCGUUUCUACGCACGACCUCUCGCCAUUCUUACCACAUACAAGGGCCGUGAGAUCUUACGGAGCACCAAAGAGCUUGCCGAGUCCAACUCGCUUCAGGUCAUCUACGGUGACACAGAUUCCGUCAUGAUCAAUGCCAAUGUCAACUCGGUAGCAGACGCCCUCAAGGUUGGUCAUGAGUUCAAGAAGGCUGUCAACGCACGGUACCAAAAACUCGAGAUUGACAUUGACAACAUAUUCCGCCGUAUCCUGCUGCAGGCUAAGAAGAAGUAUGCGGCGAUUAACCUCGUCGAAGUUGGAGGCAAGUGGGAGGAGAAGAUGGAGGUCAAAGGUCUCGACAUGAAGCGCCGCGAGUACUGCGCACUGUCCAAAGAGAUCUCGUCACGGAUAUUGAACGAUAUUCUGUCAGGCGAUGAUACUGAAGUCUCGAUCCAGCGCAUCCACGAGUACCUCCGCGAUAUUGCGGCCAAGAUGCGCGCGCAGACAAUCCCUGUGCAAAAGUACAUCAUCUUUACCCAGCUUGGCAAGGGCCCUAAAGAGUACCCCAACGCAGACUCGAUGCCCCAGGUGCAGGUCGCCCUCCGCGAGAUUGCACGAGGCAAGAACGUUCGUCGCGGCGAUGUCAUAUCGUAUGUCAUAACUGGCGACAGCAAACAGUCGUCGGAGUCCGUGGCGAAACGUGCAUACACGCCUCAAGACAUGAUGAAAGCCGGUUCAGACCUCAAGGUGGAUGUCGAGUGGUAUAUCGGCAAGCAGAUCUUCCCACCCGUGGAGCGUCUCUGUGCCAAUAUCGUCGGCACGUCUACCGCCCAGCUCGCAGAGCAGCUCGGCCUUGAUAUUCGCCGCUACGCUAACAACUCGUCAUACAGUGGACAGAAUGGCAGCAACGACCUAGAGAUCCACCCACUCGAGUCUCAGAUCCCAGAUGAGGUCCGCUUCGCCGAUUGCGCGCGCCUUUCGCUGCGCUGUCGGAAAUGCAAGACCAGCUCGCAAUUCGAAGGUCUGUUAAACAGCAAGCAGGUCACGCCGCAGGGCGUCUCAUGUCCAAUCUGCUCAGCACACAUUCCGAACCUCAGUAUUGUCACCCAGGUCGAGGCCGCCAUCCGCGCGCAAACGGCACAGUACUACGAGGCGUGGCUAGUGUGCGAUGACACAUCUUGCGGCCACCGCACACGGCAGAUGUCCGUCUACGGCGGCAAGUGUCUGGGUCCCAAGGGCCUGGCGAGCGGAUGCCUGGGCCGCAUGCGAUACGAGUACGGCGAGCGGGACAUCUACAACCAGCUUGUCUACUUUGCAAGCCUCUGGGACGUGGAGAAGGCCAAGGAAAAGGUCAGGGAUGGGCAGGAGAAGCUGGGGGGCGCCGGGAAGGAGACGGUGCUCGCACUGGCAGAGCAUAACAGAGUCCGAUUUGACACGGUAAAGAGCGUUGUGGAUAAAUAUCUGGAUAAGUGUGGUCGGCGGUGGGUGGCGAUGGAUACCCUGUUUGGCAAGUUGGGUUUUGUUGCCGUUUGAAGUACGAGUCUUGGUUGACAGUGUAACCAAGUACUUGUGGUAAUGACUUAUGGAAUGGAUUCAUGGCUUGGUUUGCCGGCAUCGGGCUUGUAAUACUCAGGGUGUGGAGUAGAUAGGAGGUUGGUUUCAUCAGGUUUGAGGCUAUACAAUCUAGUUCUAUGAAUAGCUUGUCUUGAAGUGCUU